Molecule: messenger RNA, 2206 nt
Organism: Clupea harengus (Atlantic herring)
Lineage: Eukaryota; Metazoa; Chordata; Actinopteri; Clupeiformes; Clupeidae
Gene: rhocb
Product: ras homolog family member Cb
Biological process (GO): small GTPase-mediated signal transduction
Molecular function (GO): GTPase activity; GTP binding
Source: RefSeq, a predicted model, not a curated record
CAGCCAAUAGCGAUCGGGCACACAUUCUUCAAGCCGUCAGGGGGUGACGUGUGGGAGGGUCCUCUCCGUGUCAGCCGCUCCACAGCAAAACCACUCAUCUGGCCACACUGCAGCAGCACAGGCUGGCGGGGACACGGGCGGAAAAAAAGACGGAAUAGCGUUUAAAUCCAAGAGCGGAGUGAGAUGGCGGCGAUCCGUAAGAAGCUGGUGAUCGUGGGGGACGGUGCGUGUGGAAAGACCUGCCUCCUCAUCGUCUUCAGUAAAGACCAGUUCCCCGAGGUCUACGUGCCCACCGUGUUUGAGAACUACAUCGCUGACAUAGAGGUGGAUGGCAAACAGGUGGAGUUGGCAUUGUGGGAUACUGCAGGCCAGGAGGACUAUGACCGCUUGCGGCCGCUGUCUUAUCCUGACACAGAUGUCAUCCUUAUGUGCUUCUCUAUAGACAGCCCUGACAGUUUAGAGAACAUUCCGGAGAAGUGGACUCCUGAGGUGAAACACUUCUGUCCCAACGUUCCCAUCAUCCUCGUGGGCAACAAGAAGGACCUCCGCAACGACGACCACACGCGCCGAGAGCUGGCCAAGAUGAAGCAGGAGCCUGUGAAGCCUGAGGAGGGCCGUGACAUGGCCAACCGCAUCAGUGCCUUUGGCUACUUGGAGUGUUCGGCCAAGACGAAGGAUGGCGUGCGCGAGGUGUUUGAGAUGGCCACCAGGGCGGCGCUACAGGUGCGCAAGCGCAAGAAGAGGGGUGGCUGCCUGCUGCUCUGAGAACAGCCAAGCAGGACGCAGCCUGCCCAUACUCACACACACACCCACACACACACACACACACACACACACACACACACACACUGAGGGAGUGAGGGUCACCAUGUCACCUAUCUAAAAUCUGUGGAGCAUUUCAUUCCGACAGGACAUGAUCAAGUGUGUGUGUGUGUGUGUGUGUGUGUGUGUGCGUGUGUGUGUGGAUCAGGACAGCACAUGAGCGAGCCAGAGACUGAGAGAGGAAGUGUUUGCCAUUCUCUCUCCCCUCUAUUCUUUUUCCUCUGCUCUGUUCUCUCUUUGUUUAUCGUUUCUUACUUCUUGGAUAACUCUUUUGGAAUUCUACAUGUGCGUUUCCAUAGCAACUUUUGAUGUUUUUGUUUUCUUUCCAUUCCGGAAGGUCAUGGUGCUCUGACAUCAUUUCCUUUUUGACAUUGUUUACAUGAGGGCUAACUGUCCACAACAUGGCUUAAUUUUCUCUCUCCAACACACACACACACACACACACACACACACACACACACACACACACACACACACACACUUUCCUGUCUGUCAUGUGACUAGUGUAAUGUAACGACUGACUUGCACACCAGUCACACUUCACCUUCAACAAGCACAGACAGCGAGGGCCUUAACGGUUGCCUUGGUAACAGUGUUUAUUUACCCUUUAACCUCUGAGGCCUGGGCGCAUCACUUCCUGUAGGACAUCUGUAGGUAAUCUGGUGGGGUGGCAAUAUAGCCACACCAAACACAGACCUAAUCGCCAUGACAACCACUGGGUGCCCUGUAGGGUUCUAGCGUGACCUUUGACCCUAGUUGAUGAGUGUUGCCAGACAACUUACUGUCAGGUGCCCAGAGCACAGGUGUACACUGGAGGGAGUGUCUUGAGUGUGUGUGUGUGUGUGUGUGUGUGUGUGUGUGUGUGUGUGUGUGUGUGUGUAUAUCCUGUUGCCUCUGCCAUCCAGGCAGCCUCCCCAUGAUCCUCCCCCCCCCCCACUCUCUCUCUUCCUGUAGUUCUUUCAGCCUCAUCCUCUCUAGACCCAGUUCUGAUUACAUCAUCUGGACCCAGUUCUGAUACACUAGGAGCUGGACCCGGUCACGAUGUGAUGUGGACCUAGUUGGUCCGGUCCUGAGCGGGUCUAGAGCCAGUGGUCCUGCUCCUCCUGUAAGGGGCUCCCCUGACUCACCCCAGGCGGCACCCACCACUAGCCAAUGACACGACCACAACUCUGUCACGUGACUAUGUCAUGUGACAGUGGAAGACAUGUGACCUUACCCAUGAUGCCCCUCUGUGUGCUUCUGAUAUGUCAUGUGAAGUUCCAUUAAGGUCUCCAGGCCUCCCUGAUGUUGAAAUACUAGUAUUAAACAUGAACUAUAUUCUGAAAAUUGUUCUGAGAAUACCUUAUGAAUAAAACUAUUGCCAAAUAUAAAACCCUGUAUAUAA